Phalaenopsis equestris is the source of this 1647-nucleotide messenger RNA. RefSeq names its product transcription factor bHLH79-like. The transcript has 7 exons. The coding region runs from base 176 to 1228 and encodes 350 amino acids. The record is from RefSeq and is a predicted model, not a curated record. Gene Ontology annotation, molecular function: DNA-binding transcription factor activity; protein dimerization activity. Gene Ontology annotation, biological process: regulation of DNA-templated transcription. NCBI's taxonomy places the organism in Eukaryota, Viridiplantae, Streptophyta, Magnoliopsida, Asparagales, Orchidaceae. Gene Ontology annotation, cellular component: nucleus.
GAACGGAGAAAGAAGCCGAAGUAGCUCUCCCUCUCCCUCUCUCCCUCUCUAACCCCAAGUGCUCACAUUCUACAAGCCGACACCGAUCGGGAUCUGUGCUACUCUGAGAAAACAAUGAGGAUUUGGUUGCUAAUGUGAACUGGGGAAUCGGGUUGGUGCUUCCGUAUUUCUCCAGAUGGAUCCAUCGUUGGUGAUAUCUCACAGCGCGCUACCGGAGAUGUGGCAUUUCUCUUUGGUACCGGCGAUAAGGAAUACGGCAUCCGGGAUGAGCCAUCGUGACAUAUCAGCGGGCGAAUCGACUGUGACUGAGCAGAGUGGUGGUCUCGGGAACAGGAAGAAGUGCCGGGAUUCAGGGAUGUGUUCGUCUGCAGCGUCAGAAGACGAAUCGUUCAAGUUCUUGCCGAACAGGAGCGGCAGCAAUGACUUGGAUGAUAGCGAAGCAAUGCCUGUGAAAGUGGGGGAAUCUGGAGGCCAAAAUGGUGAACGGAAAGCUGAUGUGGAAGCAAGUUCUACUGGAAAGAUGCCAGAUCAAAACGCCGAGCUACUAAAGCUGGAUUACAUCCAUGUGAGAGUUAGAAGGGGUCAAGCAACUGAUAAUCACAGCUUGGCUGAAAGGGCUAGGAGAGAGAAGAUAAGUGAGCGAAUGAAGAUUCUACAAGAUUUAGUUCCUGGCAGUAACAAGGUGAUUGGGAAGGCAGCUGUCCUGGAUGAGAUCAUAAACUAUAUCCAGGCAAUGCAGCGCCAGGUUGAGCUCCUAUCAAUGAAGCUUGAAGCUGUUAGUUCUCGUAUUAAUACUGAAAUGGUGGGCUUUCGUCCUAAAGAUUUUGGAGCUCAGACUUAUCAGACUCCCAGAAAAUUGGAAUUUUCUUCUCAGCCAACAAGAGAAUAUGAGCACGAGCAAGGUUCUGCAGCAGAGUGGCUUCACAUGCAGGUAGUGCCGGCAGCCAAAAAAUUCAAACUUAGCGGCAUUGAUCGAAUAUUAGAGGAAAAGUUGGAUGACAUGUGCAUAGGUGUUGUCGCUACCGGAACUCAUGUUUUCACCCCAACUGACCAGAGCUUUACCGGUUUAACACAUAACAUGGAAACCGAGCACAUAGGUGAGUCUGGAGAAGGUCCCAGCCAACUGCAUACAGAUGUUCAAUCAACCGGUGGGACAAAGCGUCUUAGAGCGGAAAAGAAGAAAGUUGGAGCCACAUUUGUGAGAGGUUCCAUAGGGAGAAUUGCUUAGAUCACAAAUUUUGUUCUGGGCAUUAAUAAUUUAUUCCUUUUCGAAUUGGAUUACCUGCUAGUCGUGCACUUAGCCUUUCUGAAAAAAAAUUUUAUGCUUAUCUGAAACAUAUUGUUGGAAGUAAGCAUUUAAAUGGUUUAAUCCUUUCUUCAGCAACCUGAAGCUCUUUAGGUUGCAUACAUCAUUUAAAUGGAUUGGUACCUAUAUGGGUUAUAUUUCCUGUCUUUAUGAAUGUUUUGGCUGCACUGCAGGGUUCUCAUUUCAUUUCAUGAGCUGCAGGUUUCUCAUUAUGAAUGAAUGUUAUUAGGUAUAUGAAUGAAUGUUAUUACAGCUAUUGGGGAAAGCUGUAGGCAUAUGAAUGAAUGUUGUCAUUUGCUGAGAAUUUUAAAGGAAAGCUGCAGGUAUAUGAAUGAAUGUUG